Molecule: messenger RNA, 882 nt
Organism: Nematolebias whitei (Rio pearlfish)
Lineage: Eukaryota; Metazoa; Chordata; Actinopteri; Cyprinodontiformes; Rivulidae
Exons: 4
Coding region: 1-882 (293 amino acids)
Biological process (GO): response to bacterium
Source: RefSeq, a predicted model, not a curated record
AUGUCUCCUCUGAUGUUUGCAGCUUGUUUGACGUGUCUGCUGAUGGGAACAAUUGCUGGCUUGGCAGCCCUGCCACAAUCAUCAUCUUUACAUUUUGAGUCAGUUAAAGUUGGCCAGAAUGUGACUUUAAAAUGCUUUUAUCAAGACAAUCAUGGGAUGAUCUUGUACUGGUAUAAAACAACUCUGGGACAAAAACCACAGAAAGUGUCGGAGAUCUUAAAGCAUUCGAGGAAUGGUUCCUUGAACGAUGAGUUCAGGAAUGACCCUCGGUUUGACCUGGAGUAUGGGAGUGGUAAACAUCACCUGAAGAUCUCGGACGUGAAACUGUCAGACUCAGCUACUUACUACUGCGUCAGUGGUAAGUCAUUUGAGUUAGACUUUCUGGAGGGAGCUGUUGUCCACGUGAAAGGUUCUGGUUUGAACAUCCAAACUGUUGUACAUCGGUCAGGAGGUUCUGUGACUCUGAGCUGUAUGAUUCAAACUGGGCCUUGUGAUGGAGAACACAGAGUUUACUGGUUCAGAAACUCUGAAGAAUCUCAUGUGGGUCUCAUUUAUACUCAUGGAGGCAGGGAUGAUGAAUGUGAAAUAACAUCAAAAAGACAAACCUGUCUCUACAACGUGCCGUUGAAGAACCCGAACCAUUCUCAUGCUGGGACUUAUCUCUGUGCUGUUGCUUCAUGUGGACAAAUACUCUUUAGCAAUGGGAUCACAUUGAAUUCAACAGAGAAAGUGGACUUUUUGGUUCUGGUCUACGUCUUAAGUGCAACUUUGGCAUUCACAGUCAUCCUGCUGGUUCUCCUGGCCGGCAUAGCAUUUAAAAUGUACAAGAGAAAGAACUUCAAAUGUAAAGCAAGUUUAGACUGUGCCAUGAAUUUGAGAUAA